Molecule: messenger RNA, 2442 nt
Organism: Crotalus tigris (Tiger rattlesnake)
Lineage: Eukaryota; Metazoa; Chordata; Lepidosauria; Squamata; Viperidae
Product: vomeronasal type-2 receptor 26-like
Exons: 6
Coding region: 1-2442 (813 amino acids)
Biological process (GO): G protein-coupled receptor signaling pathway
Cellular component (GO): membrane
Molecular function (GO): G protein-coupled receptor activity
Source: RefSeq, a predicted model, not a curated record
AUGUGCCAUGAUGCUAAAUGCACCAUCAACAACCCUAGUAUUAAAUACAAAUCCUAUCAUUCAGGUGAUCUCAACAUUGGUGGUAUUAUUUCUCUGAUCUAUGUGAUGUCUAAUUUGAUAACUUUCAAAACGAUUCCAUCUGAAGAACUUCUUGAUGACCCCAUUUAUUUCAUGGCAACAUGGACCUACCUUGCUUCUAUGGAGCUUCUUUCUUCAUAUGGCAGAUUUGUUCCCAAUUACAAAUGCAGCACCCACCAAAGCUCAGUUUGUGUUAUUGCUGGGCCCAACUCUCAUAUCUCCCAGGUUAUGGCAGACAUCCUGAGCAUUUACAAGAUUCCACAGCUCACAUAUGGCUCUGUUCCAGUGAUCAAUAAUGUUAUUCACUCAGUUUUCUUUCAUCAGAUGUUUCCAAAUGAGUAUCUCCAAAUUAUGGGGAUCCUUCAGUUGUUGCUACAUUUUAAGUGGACCUGGAUUGGGGUGAUUUGUCAAGCAAAUGAGAUUGGUGAAAGAUUUCUGCGGGAAGUUCUGAUCCUGUUUUCUGAAAAAGGAAUCUGCAUUGAUUACAUUGAAGAACUUCUAGUAGAAGUUGUUUCCAAUGAGGUGGGAGAAAAAAUGAAUUAUUUUCUUAAAACAUAUGAAAUAAUUAUGGGAAGUUUAUCCAAUGUUGUGAUUGUGUAUUGUGAAAACCAGCUCAUGGCUCUUUUCAGAAUGAUCUCCUCCGUUUCAGAAUAUUGGGACACAACCGUUGAGAGAAAAGACAAAGUUUGGAUUUUUCCAGCCCAGAUGGAAUCUACUUCAGUUUCAUUUCAAAGAGACUGGAGUAUGGACUUCAUUCAUGGUGCUCUUUCUUUUGCUAUUUCAUCAGAAGAAUUGUUAGAUUUCAAUAGGUUUCUUCAGAUGAGAAACAGAAUUCCAGGAAGGGGAGACCAUUUUUUAAGGGUCUUUUGGGAACAAGCCUUUGAGUGUUCUUUCUCAAAAGCCAUGUUAAACCUCAAGUCAGAGAAAAGGUGCACUGGGGAAGAGAAGCUGGAGGCUCUCCCAGUGUCUGUUUUUGAAUUGAGCAUGACUGGACAAAGCUACAGUAUCUACAAUGCAGUCUAUGCCGUGGCACAUGCUCUCCAUUCCAUGCUUACAUCCCACUCCAAACACAGAGCUAUGGCUGGUAAUGGGAAACUGAAUCCUCAAGCGUGGCAGCUUCAUCAUUAUCUGAGAAAAGUCUCAUUUAACAACAGUGCUGGAGAAAAAAUUUUCUUUGACCAGAAUCAGAAGGUUGCAACUGGCUUUGAUAUUAUCAACUGGGUCACCUUCCCAAAUCAAUCCUUUCUUAAGAUCAAAGUUGGAAAAGUAAAUCCAUUGGCUCAACCAGAAAGACUUCUCUCUCUAUCAGUGGAUAACAUUGUCUGGCCCAAUGUUUUCAAUCAGACUCAACCUCUUUCUUUAUGCAAUGAUCAUUGCUCCUUGGGAUACAGCAAGAUCAAAAUUGAAGGAAAGCCAUUUUGCUGUUACAGAUGCCUUCAUUGUCCAGAAGGGAAAAUUGCCAACCAGACAGAUUUAGAUGAUUGUUUCCUGUGUCCUAAAGAAAAUUAUCCUAACAAGGACAAGGCUCUUUGCAUUAAAAAACUCACAACAUUCUUGUCUUACAAAGAAAUCUUGGGAAUCACCUUGACCAGUGUUGCUUACUUCUUUUCUAUUAUCUCAGUUGUGGUGAUGUGGAUCUUCAUUAAACACCAAGACACUCCCAUUGUCAAAGCCAACAAUAGAAGCCUCACCUAUACUCUUCUCCUUGCUCUCCUGUUCUCUUUCCUUUGCACACUGCUUUUCAUUGGGCAACCUAAUCAAGUGAAAUGUCUCAUGAGACAAAUUGCUUUUGGUAUCAUUUUCUCUGUAGCUCUUUCUUGCAUAUUGGCUAAAACAAUCCUAGUGGUUCUUGCUUUCAUGGCCACCAAGCCAGGCUCCAAAAUGAGGAAAUGGGUAGGGAAAAGACUAGCCAAUAGUAUUGUGUCAUCUUGCUCCCUGGUGCAAGUAAUCAUUUGUAUUGUAUGGCUGGCAAUUUUUCCCCCAUUCCCUGAUUCAGAUAUGCAUUCCAUACCUGAAGAAAUUGUCCUGGAAUGUAAUGAAGGUUCAACCAUCAUGUUUUAUAUUGUUCUAAGCUUUAUGGGGUUCUUGGCUGCUAUCAGCUUCAUGGUAGCCUUCCUAGCCAGGAAGUUACCAGAUAGCUUUAAUGAAGCCAAAUUUAUCACCUUCAGCAUGUUGGUUUUUUGUAGUGUCUGGGUGUCAUUUGUUCCCACUUAUCUGAGCACCAAGGGAAAGUACAUGGUAGCUGUGGAGGUCUUCUCCAUUUUGGCUUCUGCAGCAGGAUUACUGGGUUGCAUCUUUUUCCCAAAAUGCUACAUUAUUAUUCUGAGGCCUGAUCUGAACAUAAAAGAGCAGCUGAUAAAGUAA